AUGGGAAAAGGUGGUGGAUGUGUUUCUAGCAAAAACAAGAGUUCCAAAUCUUCAAAUUCUUCAAAAAAUCCCAUCAAUGUUCCUUCAUCAACCAAAAACCUUAAAAUCUUUAUCGUGUUUUACUCGAUGUAUGGACACGUGGAGAACUUAUCAAGAAGAAUGAAGAAAGGAAUAGAGACCGUGGAAGGUGUGGAAGGGGUACUGUAUAGAGCACCCGAAACGAUGUCUGAAGAUGUCCUUGUGAAAAUACAGGCCCCACUUAAGGAUGACUCUAUUCCCGAGAUAUCAUCACCAUCAGAUCUUGUUGAUGCUGAUGGGUUCUUGUUUGGGUUUCCCACCAGGUUUGGUUGCAUGGCGGCUCAGAUGAAGGCAUUGUUUGAUUCAACUGGGAAUUUGUGGAAGGAGCAAAAGCUUGCUGGAAAGCCUGCUGGGUUUUUUGUGAGUAGUGGUAGUCAAGGAGGUGGACAAGAGACCACUGCUUGGACAGCAAUCACUCAACUAGCACACCAUGGAAUGCUCUUUGUUCCAAUUGGCUACACUUUCGGAGCCGGCAUGUUCGACAUGGACACGGUCCGAGGAGGUUCACCGUAUGGGGCCGGGGUCUUCGCUGGAGAUGGUUCGAGAGAAGCUACCGAAGCAGAGUUGGCGGUCGCAGAAUAUCAAGGCAAGUACAUGGCUACAAUUGUUAAGAAAUUGGUUCAUGGUUGA
This is a messenger RNA of Solanum tuberosum (potato), 708 nucleotides long. Its product is annotated as probable NAD(P)H dehydrogenase (quinone) FQR1-like 2. The transcript is spliced from 3 exons. Gene Ontology annotation, cellular component: membrane. NCBI's taxonomy places the organism in Eukaryota, Viridiplantae, Streptophyta, Magnoliopsida, Solanales, Solanaceae. The record is from RefSeq and is a predicted model, not a curated record. The coding region runs from base 1 to 708 and encodes 235 amino acids. Gene Ontology annotation, molecular function: NAD(P)H dehydrogenase (quinone) activity; FMN binding.